Messenger RNA from Cordyceps militaris CM01, 600 nucleotides. RefSeq lists its product as uncharacterized. The transcript is spliced from 3 exons. The coding region runs from base 1 to 600 and encodes 199 amino acids. The record is from RefSeq and is a predicted model, not a curated record. NCBI's taxonomy places the organism in Eukaryota, Fungi, Ascomycota, Sordariomycetes, Hypocreales, Cordycipitaceae.
AUGGCGAACAAGCCCUGGCGCGACUGGAUCUACCUUGCCGUCAUCGGGCUGCAGUUCACCGGCAUGAUUGGUAUACCGAUCCCUGCGUCCCCCCCCAUGGUGUUGCCAAGUUCUCGACCUCGUCGCCUUUUACCCGCCGGCGCUGUGGCAGCCGGUCGGGUCGCCUCUGCAUUUCCUCGUGGGUCUGCGGCGGCGCUACCUGGAGCUGUCCGGGGACCCGUUCUUCUCGGGGGCGCCCACGCCGCCGUGGUUCGCCGCGUUCCUGUACAUCGAGGGGCUCGUGCAGUGCCCGCUCGCGGCGUACCUGGUGUCGGCGCUGGCGGGCCGGAGGCGGAUGGCGGGCCCGGCGGAGCUCGCAGGCCUGGCGUUUGGCUGCCUGACGCUGAUGGGCUCGGCGGCCUGCUGCUACGAGCUGCUGCACAUGGGGCCGGAGCGGGUGGCGGCGGACAAGAAGACGCGGCUACUGUACGGGACAUACUUGCCGUUUGUCGUGAUUCCGGCGGUUUUGGCGGUGGACAUGUUCUUGCGACUGCUGCCGCGGGUGCAGGAACAAAGUGUCAAAGCAAAGGACGAAUGAGUGCGGGAAGGCCAAUGCCUUGA